Messenger RNA from Manihot esculenta (cassava), 1543 nucleotides. RefSeq names its product growth-regulating factor 3. NCBI's taxonomy places the organism in Eukaryota, Viridiplantae, Streptophyta, Magnoliopsida, Malpighiales, Euphorbiaceae. Gene Ontology annotation, molecular function: ATP binding. The record is from RefSeq and is a predicted model, not a curated record. The coding region runs from base 184 to 1374 and encodes 396 amino acids. Gene Ontology annotation, biological process: DNA-templated transcription; developmental process; regulation of DNA-templated transcription. Gene Ontology annotation, cellular component: nucleus. The transcript is spliced from 4 exons.
CUUUCUUGUCAGAGUUAUCUCUCUUCUCUUGCGCUUUACUAUCUGCCAAAGUUAUAAAAGAACCUACACAACUCUCUGCAAAAGCCUUUCCAACUUUCUCUUCACAUACUCAAACCCCAAACAACCCCUUAUUAAAAUCAAACCAAAUCCAAAACUAAACUGAUUUGAUUUCUCUCUAUCUUCAUGGACUUCCAUCUGAAGCAAUGGAGAACUCAGCUGCAUGAGUCAGAAGAACAACCUUCUGCAAAAAUGCCAAAACUCCUCAUGGAUCCCCAUCAACCACAUUCACAAAACCCAUCUGCUCCUCUCCCUUUGUUUUUAUCUGAAUCCAACAGUAAAAUCAGUAAUCUGUCAGCACUUUCAGAUUCAACCUCAGCUGCCACCCCCAGAUUUCCCAGGAUGGAAGGGAGUUACUUCAGCUUGGCUCAGUGGCAGGAGCUAGAGCUGCAAGCACUGAUCUACCGAUACAUGUUAGCCGGCGCCGCCGUUCCUCCGGAACUCCUCCAACCAAUCAAGAAAAGCCUUCUUCACUCUCCACCGUAUUUCAUCCAUCACCCACUUCAACAUUAUUAUCAGCCAGCUUUGUUCCAAACAGGGUACUGGGGAAGAGCAGCCAUGGAUCCAGAGCCAGGUCGGUGCCGGAGAACCGAUGGUAAAAAAUGGCGGUGCUCGAGGGACGUGGUAGCCGGCCAGAAGUAUUGCGAGCGCCACGUUCACCGUGGCCGCAACCGUUCAAGAAAGCCUGUGGAAAUCCCCACACCCACAUCAUCCACCACCACUACCACUUCCGUUGGUAUCGGCGGGGGAGUUGCAGGUGGUACUUUCAACAGCACCACAUCCACUGUUGCAACGACGCUAGCAGCGGUCACUAACGGGGCAAGUUUAUCUUUUUCUGGGCAAUCGCCUUCGACAGAUCUCCUUCACCUCAAUAAUGGUUCCUCGGAUUCCAAACCUGAAAUGAAGGGCCUUUUUGGACCCCAAAAUGACGUCGCUAACAGAAACGAUGGUCACAUUCUGAGGCAUUUUUUCGAUGACUGGCCAAGGUCGCUUCAAGAACCAGACAAUGCAGGAAGCAAUGCUAGUCCAGUGAACUCAGCAACCUGCCUCACCAUCUCAAUGCCUGGAAACCCUCCUUCAGAUGUGUCGUUGAAAUUGUCCACAGGCAAUGGAGAGGAACAAACAGGCCCCAGAGGUAAUGAAAGAGAGCAUCCUCAAGUGAAUUGGACUGGUGCAUGGGGGACAACCCAGGUGGCUUCCAUGGGAGGGCCUCUUGCUGAAGCACUGAGAUCCUCUACCUCCAAUUCAUCUCCAACUAGUGUUCUACAUCAGUUACCUCCUGGCUCUGCUUCUGAAACUAGCUAUCUUAGCACUUGAUUCUUCUGUUCUGUAUAUACCUUAAUAAUGGGUUUUCCAUGCUUGUUGGCUGCCAGACAUCCCAAUUUAAUUUUAUUCCACUAUGUAAUAUUUGCACGGCUGGCUAGUGCCGUGGCGGCUACCGUUGAUUGUUCUGUUUGCAAAAUUUUACAUGGAUCUAUUUUGUUCC